AUGGGUCUUCUCGAAGUGCUGAAAAAGUUCAAGAGCACUCAGAGCAAGGAGUUGAGAAUAUUGUUGCUCGGUUUGGACAACGCCGGUAAGACGACGAUUCUGAAGGGAAUGGCCAGCGAGGACAUUGCGCAUGUCACCCCAACACAAGGUUUCAACAUCAAAUCGGUUGUCUCAGGGAACAUCAAGUUAAAUGUCUGGGAUAUCGGUGGACAGCGAAAGAUUCGGCCAUAUUGGAAGAACUAUUUCGAGAAAACUGAUGUCUUGAUAUAUGUAAUCGAUUCAUCGGAUAAGAAACGUUUCGAUGAGACUGGAAUGGAGUUGAUGGAUCUCCUUGAAGAGGAUAAACUCGCCCACGUUCCUCUACUCAUCUAUGCCAAUAAACAGGAUCUUGUUCACGCAGCUCGUGCUAGUGAAAUCGCGUCUGGGCUUCAACUGUUGGCAAUUCGUGAUCGAGAUUGGCAGAUUCAACCAUGCUCUGCCGUCAGUGGAGAAGGCAUUAAAGAUGGUUUGGAUUGGCUGGCGAAAAUCAUGGAGAAGAAAAAA
Molecule: messenger RNA, 543 nt
Organism: Mesorhabditis belari
Lineage: Eukaryota; Metazoa; Nematoda; Chromadorea; Rhabditida; Rhabditidae
Source: the annotation of a GenBank genome assembly